Molecule: messenger RNA, 636 nt
Organism: Arabis nemorensis
Lineage: Eukaryota; Viridiplantae; Streptophyta; Magnoliopsida; Brassicales; Brassicaceae
Source: the annotation of a GenBank genome assembly
AUGGAAUCUUCUGUGCCAAAAAGAAGCUUAUACACAGAAAUGGAACAAAAUGCUCAAGUCGCGGCCAAGAGGCUAUGGAAAAUCGUGCGUAUCGUUUUCUGCGUUUUAAAAACCGGUACGGUCAAAAGCAAACUGAUGCUUGACCUAAACCUAAUGCUAAAGAGAGGCAACAAAGCCAUCACUAACCUCCGUCGUCGCGGCUCUAGCUUUACCGGCGGUGUUGACGUCAGAUCCUCCGCACGCUUCCGUGACUACGAGUUCAGCUGCAGAAACACAAAUGCAAACGACCCUUUUGCCUAUAUGUGCAAACGCAAACGCCGCUUCCAAAGCGGUUAUGAAAACGAAAAUGAUGCGGUGGCCGCGGCGGUUAAGAAGGUUUUUGAGUUGUUAGGUGAGAAUGAAACGAAUAUGGUGGCGGCUUCGGUGGCUGGAGAGUCGCCGUUGACGGCGUUUCCGGCGGUGAGGCAGCUAAGGGUGACGGAUUCGCCGUUUCCGUUGGAAGACGGCGGAGAUAACGAUCAUGUGGUGGAUAAAGCAGCUGAGGAGUUUAUAAAGAAGUUUUAUAAGAACCUUAAGUUACAGAAGAAGAUGGGUAACGUUUUAGAGUCGCCGUACCACGACGGGUGGGUUAGGUGA